AUGGAGAUUUUUGAUAUUUUCAUAGCACUGAUCGUUGCAUUGGUUUUAUUCAUUUCCAUUCGAUUCUUUACCUCUCAAAAAGGAAAGAAGAAUGAACCACCAAGAGUACCUAAUUUCAUACCUUAUUUUGGAUCAUUUAUUGGUUUUGCCAAGAAUCCAGUAAAUUUCGUCAUUGAAAAUUCUAAAAUAUAUGGAAACAUAUUCACUGCAACCAUUUUAGGUAAAGAAAUGACAUUUAUUAAUCAUCCAACAUUAUUAGAUACAGUAUUCAAAGCAACAGAUAAUGAAUUAUCAUUGAGAGAUAUUUACAAAUUUAUGAAACCUGUAUUUGGUAAUGGAGUUGUUUAUGACGCCGAGUCAACUGAAAGAAUGAUGGAACAAGUUAAAUUUGUUAGUUCUGGUUUAACAACUAGUCGUUUCAGAGUCUUUGUUGAUAUUAUUGAAGAUGAAGUUAAACAAAGAGUUGAACAAUUGGGAAAUGAAGGAACUUUUAAUUUACUUGACUUGUUAAGUGAUUUGAUAAUUUUCACAGCAUCACGUUGUCUAUUAGGAGAUCAAGUCAGAGAAUAUUUGAGUGAGAAACAAUUAGGUAAAUUAUAUCAUGAUAUAGAUGAGGGAAUUAGUGCGUUAUCAUUCUUUUAUCCUUCAUUACCUGCUAAUAGACGUGAUGUUGCUAGAAAGGCAAUUGGUGAAAUAUUUCAAGAAUUAUUGAAUAAGAGAAGAGAAGAACAUGUAAAGAAUCCAGAACGUUUAUUAGAUGAAUCUAAAAUGGAUAUAGUUGAUCAUUUACUUUUACAAAAAUAUAAAGAUGGUCAAGAAUUAACAGAUGAACAUCGAAUUGGAAUUUUAAUUGCUGGUUUAUUUGCUGGUCAACAUACUUCAUCCAUUACAAGUACUUGGACUUUAUUGAAUAUCAUUUCUAAUAAGAGAAUUGAACAACAAUUUAGAAAUGAACAAUUAUUACUUGAAAAGGAAAAGAUGAAUUAUGAAACUAUUAUGAAAAUGGAAUAUUUAGAAGCAUGUAUGAAAGAAGCACUUAGAAUGUAUCCACCACUUAUUAUGGUAAUGAGAAUGGCUAGAAAACCAAGACAAUGUGAAGAAUUCAUAAUUCCUAAAGGUAAUAUUAUUGUAGUUUCACCUUCGGCUGCUGGUAGAUGUAAAGAUGUUUAUUCUAAUCCAGACGAAUUCAAUCCUGAACGUUUUACUGAAUUGAAAGAACAUGAAAAGUUUAAAUAUGGUUCAAUUCCGUUUGGUGCAGGACGUCACAAAUGUAUUGGUGAAAAUUUUGCACUUUUACAAGUGAAAAGUGUAAUUUCCAUUCUAUUGAGAUAUUAUGAUAUGGAAUAUAGUGGUGAAAUGCCAUCUCCUUCAUAUACUUCAAUGGUUGUUGGUCCUGAUAAACCAAUUAUUGUAAAAUAUAAAAGAAGAUUACAAUAA
Messenger RNA from Naegleria gruberi, 1437 nucleotides. RefSeq lists its product as uncharacterized. Lineage: Eukaryota; Heterolobosea; Eutetramitea; Acrasida; Naegleriidae. The record is from RefSeq and is a predicted model, not a curated record. Bases 1 to 1437 code for a protein of 478 amino acids. Gene Ontology annotation, molecular function: oxidoreductase activity, acting on paired donors, with incorporation or reduction of molecular oxygen; iron ion binding; monooxygenase activity. The transcript has a single exon.